CAAUCAGCUGAAUAAUGUGCUGAUGAAGCUCCUGUCUGGCAAACAUGAUCCACGUGUAGAAUUGAUUUAUUUUAUAUUAACAGCCAGCCUUUCUUAAAAGUUGUCAAAUCGUUUAACCCUGUCAGCAGAAAUAUUUGCACACCGGACUGACAGCCAAGUUGAGAAUGAAUCUCUCGAGUUAGAAUGGGUGUGUCUGCCUUUCCACAAUGACAAAAGAAGUGGCAAUUGACAGCAAAACAUGGUGCUUUACAUGCUGAAAAGUUCCUACCUUGAGGAGAAACUCCUUCCCAUCCGUGCGGAUCUCAAACUGACCCUCUUCCCCCUCCGCAUCGUAGUUGAAGCACGCAUCGCCUAUUUCGAUGUGCCCGAGUGGCAAUGCAUCUUGGGGAGUCUUAAAGUAAUACAAAUAACAUUUCCUUGGAUCAUACACGAACCACCUCGGCUUGUACCCCCUGAGAGGCCCCUUGCCGGACAGUUUGUUCAAGUACCCGCACAGCUUGGAGGCCUGCUCCUUCGCGGCCUCGACAUCGGCCACAUCCACAGACUUGAAGGCCAAAAUGCGGGAAGCUGUGCAGGAGUUUGCUUCGCUGCCAUCCUCCACUUCGUGCAUCUUUCCUCUAAGUUUCUUCUUCGUGCGGCGCAGCGGAUGCCCACUCCUGUUUCCACCCGCAUGACUGCCUGCCUCUUGGAGAGUCAUACUCCUUCAGAAAACCUUUGCUUGUAGGAUACAGACUGUUCAGAAGUUGAGAGAAGUAUUUCAAUGUUUGCUGCAAUGACACCCGGUUCAAACCACACACUGGCAAUCUCAAGGAAAGGGAUUGAAAGAAAUUGCUGCGUACUGUACAGACAACAGAAACCCAAAUCUGAGAGGAUCUGCCACUUUUCAGGGUCAAGGACAAAGGAUCACAGACAUACAAAAUCACCCUGCCUCAAGACCUGUCUGACGUUUUGCUUCAAGGACCGGGUGAGGAUGGAGCAAAGGGAACCAUCAGUGGAUUCUCAUGCUGAAGGGACUGAAGGAAGACUCAGGGAACUGGCUUCAAAGUGGUUCAUAGACACUCAAGUGCCACUCAUCGUCCGCAAUGGCUUCUUCCCCACUUGGUUCUUGGGGUUCAUCACGAGAAAAGAUGCUGAAGAAAUACUCAGAGAUAAGGAGCUGGGCUGUUUCCUGAUCCGUCUCAGUGAUAAGGCCAUUGGAUACAUUCUGUCUUAUAAAGGCAGUGAUCGGUGUCGACAUUUUGUGAUAAACCAAAGCGAAUCAGGGCAGUUUGUGGUCUGUGGCGACACUGAACAACAUGACAAAGUCUCUGAUCUCAUAGAAUACUACAAGACAAGCCCCAUCGAGCCCUUCGGAGAGUACCUGACAUCCUCGUGUUUUGAGGCACUGAAUGAAGGACUUUAUGAUAUCAUCCAGGUGAACCCUAAAGAACAGCCUGUGGGCACUGUCAGAGCUGUGAAGAACACGCGAAAGCAACAGAUGAACCCAGCUCAAGAGCAGCCUCCCACACGGCCACGAAAGAACAACAGGACACUAGAGGAAGUACCACCUUUACCUCGGAGGAACAGGCACCUUGAUGGCCUGAACGAUCAGGACAGGGUUUUGUAUGCUCAGCUCAGGAAGCAAUCACCCAGGGAGAUCCACAUCUGUCAGGACCAUUUACCUGGAGAUAAUCCGGGGAGAGCUGAGAGAUCCACAACCCAGAGUCAGAACAUAAGCAGGUGUAGACCUCCAUCUGAACCGGACUCUGUUUACUCUGAGCUCGACCUGCUGGACAGCAAGAGCAGGUCUCUACCGCUUCUGAACAACAACAGCUCUGACAGAGAGCAGUACAGGCUGAGUGCACCCCCCAACACGCCUCCGAGACUUUCCCCUAAGCCCUUCAGACAAGCCACUCGCUAUAGCCCACCACCAGAGAAGACAGACUCGUGUAGCAGACCGAGCAGCACCCAUAGCCUGGAAUACAUGAGUGACAAUGCUGUCUAUCACCUAGCCGGCAGGCCUGAUAGCCCACACACUACAUCGUUUGAGACAAGAACAUCGUCAGAGCAGUCACAGUCCCUGUAUGCUGAGGUCACCAGUGAAGCCCUCGUUGCCCGCUUCCCCCAAGAAAAUACAUACGAGCUGAUUCCUGGCCUUGUGGACACAGCCAAACUUAAACCCAACCGUCUGGAGGACAUGGGACCCAAACACAACCACUCAUCCUGGGGGUUAAAGAAUGAAAAAUGGAAAUGGCUGUUCCCUGAAGUCAAGAGGAAAUGGUGAAGAGGUUACCUUACCUGCUACAGAAGAAAAUAAUCACUAAUUUUUCUCUGACACUACAGUGGUCCAGCCUGAUGCACAAUCUGUGAAAGCUUCUCUUUUAUAUAUUCAUCAUGGGCUUACAUGCUCAUAGCUAUUCAAAUGACUUCUGUAUUUUUUUAUUUUAAUUUUUAAUGUAUUUAUUUAAAAAAUUAUGAUGCAUUCACAACUUCUUUUCCACGUGUACGCAAAUGUCCUAAAUACAACAUAAAUUGUAUACAGACAUUUUACAAAACUAAUAAUGUCAUUAAACACAAAUCCAU
Messenger RNA from Micropterus dolomieu (smallmouth bass), 2562 nucleotides. RefSeq names its product SH2 domain-containing protein 7-like. The coding region runs from base 761 to 2263 and encodes 500 amino acids. The transcript has 9 exons. Gene Ontology annotation, cellular component: cytoplasm. The record is from RefSeq and is a predicted model, not a curated record. NCBI's taxonomy places the organism in Eukaryota, Metazoa, Chordata, Actinopteri, Centrarchiformes, Centrarchidae.